Messenger RNA from Penicillium cataractarum, 2421 nucleotides. RefSeq lists its product as uncharacterized. Bases 1 to 2421 code for a protein of 806 amino acids. The record is from RefSeq and is a predicted model, not a curated record. Lineage: Eukaryota; Fungi; Ascomycota; Eurotiomycetes; Eurotiales; Aspergillaceae. The transcript has 3 exons.
AUGUCGCUGUUCGCGAGACUUCAGGAAUGGUCACGCAGCAUGGAAGCUGUCGGACUGAAUCGGAUUUUUGGCCAUCGAGAAGAUGAACUAAUACACCAUGAUCCAACUAUUCAGCAACAGCUACCGAGAGCCACAAAACCGGAUGCAAUUUACGGACUUCGACAGACGCGAAACAUCGAAAACCUAUUGAACGACACUUCCUGUAUAGGAAGACCGGAGAAUGGUCAGGAUAUGCUUGUUUAUGAGUCCCUGGGAGAGCCCCCGCUCAGUGAGGAAGGGGACCCAGUGGUGUUCCCAUUUCUUCUCCUCGAGGCAAAAUCAGCCAAGUCAGCCGAUAGCGACUGGAAUUCCGUUCAAUUGCAAUCCGCGUUUCCGGUGCGGACCCUUUUACGCACGCAAGAGUUAUUGAAUAAUAUGACUGAGCCGCACGCGAAGCAGCAGGCUGAUCCACUAGUCUGGUUACUAAUGAAUAGAGGAGAAGAUUGGCGAGUCUCCGCAGCAUACGUAUAUAAUGGUGCAGCCGAGAAACCUGGGACUGUUGGCACUACUGAAUAUCAAAUAUUUGAUCUAUGGGGAGGCUCUGUUACAUCUAAAAACGGGGCAUUGCAGCUUCUGCUGAUCGUCGAUUACGUGUUCGAGUGGGCCCGUGACAUUUAUCGCGAGGACAUAUUGAACAAACUCAGGAUCGUGGCAUCAGGACAGAAUGACUGUGCAAGCAUGAUUCAUCCAGAUACUGACAUAUUUUCCACAUUGACGUCAAUUCAUCCUAGCAUGUCGGAUGGAGACUCUAGAAACACCCAGGGCAGCUACCACCAAGGUCUCAAGGAUUUUGAAGCACUAGACAGCCAACAGGGGAUCGUUCGACAUGCCACCUUUGUCGAGAGUCAAUAUCGUUGCUUUUUCGUGACAAGAGACAAUGUAACGACAAUGCUACAAUCAACCAAAGAUCAAUCUAGGAAAACCCUCAUCAGACAAAUUAUCACAACCUUGCAACAGGUUCCUCUAUCGAUAAGUUGGGCCUGCCUGAGUAUGAUUGAGGAGGAGUGGACUGGACGUUCUCGGAUGCUACGAUCACAUCAUCUCGAUCAAACCAAGUUCUAUGCUUCAGUGACAUAUGCCUCAUUUAUACUGCCGAAUUGGACGCAGGUUCGAGAAUUGACCGUGAUCGCCGUUGCUGAAGACGCAUUUGAGCAUCUCGUUACGGCCUCCAUGUACAUCCGGCGAAUCUCUUCUCAGCUGCCUUUGGUGGGAAACGAAUGUGAAAUGGAAGCUCUGAAGAAUGUCAUUGCUAAACUUCAUGCGGGAAAUACGAGACAUACCCUCUUCGCUGCCAUCCGGCGAAUUUGCUUGAGAAUAGAUGGCCGGGGAUCUCAAAUUCGUUUGGUGGACAGCAAUGCAAUUCCUAGGGAUAUCGUCCAUCACAUUUACAAUCAUUUCAAGAAAGGGGACCUCGAACCUCAGGAACCAUGCUUGCAUACAUCGAGUUCCUUUGACCAGAUACAUCUGUCAAAUUCAUCGCUGGAGCCUUAUGACUUCGGAGUUCUCAAUGUUUCCUCAGAUGGGUGUGUUCUGGUCUAUGCCCAAGGCCAUCGACAUGAUCGUCAGAUGAGCUCGGUAUGCGUCUUUCUCACAGAUGGAUCACCCGAUUUACCGACGCCGGAGAUUCUAGGCAUGGCAAUCAAAAACACGUUUGAGAAUCAUGAUGUCUAUCACACCUCGCGGAUUCAUAGGGUCCCGAACUUCCACGAAUUCGGAAAGGAUAAAGCUGGAAAACGUUGGAAUAUUAAAAAUUCCUAUGGUAUUUUCUCAGAAGGAUUUCAAUUUGUGGAUUGGAUCUCAUUUCUGGGAUGCGAACCUCCUGUUCGCCAAGGUUCAUCACUGCCCGGGACAAGCGCAGAUCUCUUUUCCCGCAAUAAAUAUCCAUGGAGCGAACCAGGAUACAUAAGUUGGAACAUCGCCGCGCGGAUUUUUAUUAUUUACAAAAUUGUCACUCGGGAGGUUCGAUACUGGCGAAAUAUUGCGAAAGAAUGCAAAGACCGGGGCAUCGACUGCUGUGAUAUUUGCGCCGGCGAAGUGGAAAUUGGGGUUAAGAUUUGCAAUCAGUGCGGUGAUGAGAUCUUCGACAAAGUAGACGAGUUUUGGUUCGAAAAUGCACUUCUCGGGAAGCAGCCGAUUGACUACAGGCCCAUCAACCCAGAGCUUCAAGAGUACGCGCAAAACGCGCGCUUCAAGAUGAAUAGUCAUGAAGCAAGGGAUAUCAACGUCAAAUUUGAGAAAAAUCUCAGUUUUUAUGAGGAGUUAGAUGAGGAAUACAAUGACUUACAGGAACUGCGAGCGCAAACUAUGAAGUUUGACAGGAUACAGGGGGAAGCAGAGUGGCCUUCCAGGAAACGGAGACGGUCCAGUGAGAUACCCUCAUAG